UCUCGUACACUACGUCUUCUCGAAGCAACUUUCCCAGGUCGGCAGAGGUCGCCAUACUUAGUAAAGGAAGUGGCCUUUUCUUCCUUCCAGUGUCUCCAAAUCACGUCUAAACUAUGGUAGAUUACAGUAAAUGGGAUCAUAUUGAGGUUAGUGACGACGAAGAUGACACACACCCUAAUAUUGAUACGCCAAGUCUGUUUAGAUGGCGGCACCAAGCCAGAGUGGAAAGAAUGGAGGAAGCAAAGAAAGAAAGAGAUGCUGUUGAAACAAAGAUUUCAGAGCAUAAAAAGAGGCUUGAGCAGGCCAGAGAAAGCCUGAAAGCUGCAGAAAAAGCAGAGGAUAAAGGAAAAGAAGAGAAAUUUCGUAGAGAAUUGGAGCAUUUGGAGAAAAAGAUGAAAGAACUUAAAAAGGAAGAUGAAGAAAAGCUCCAAAGAAUGUGGACACAUUGAGUCAGGCUGGAUUCACCAGAACAAUUAUAAACGCUCCAAAGAAACAGGAUGAAAAUUUAACAGAAGAGGAAAAGUUAGACAGAUCACAAGCCUUUAUGGAUAAGUACAAGAAAGAAAUAGAACAUUUUGGAAUGUUGCAUGAAUAUCAUGACAGUGAAGAUUAUCUUCAGAAAAAUCCCCACCUGGCUUGUGAGGACACUGCCAACUACCUGGCUUUGUGGUGCAUCAACUUGGAAGUUCAAGAGAAACAUGCCCUGAUGGAGCGAGUUGCUCAUCAGACCAUCAUUAUGCAGUAUAUACUGGAGCUAGCUAAGUCAUUAGAUGCCAGUCCACCAGCCACCAUUCGCAGCUUUUUCACUAAGAUGAAGAAAGCAAAAGUAGACUAUAAAGAAUACAUGGACGCAUUUGAGGAUGAACUUAAAUCAUUCUUGCUAAGGGUAAAGGAAAGAGCUCAAGCCCGCAUUGAUAAGGCUAUGAAGGAAGCCGAAGAGGAGGAACGCCAACAGAGACUUGGUCCUGGAGGACUGGAUCCGGUGGAAGUGUUUGAUUCAUUACCCCCAGAACUUCAGAAAUGCUUUGAAGAAAAAGAUAUCCCCAUGCUACAAGAAGUUCUCGGCAAAAUGCCUGAAGAAGAAGCUAAGAUGUACCUACGACAAUGCAUUGACUCUGGUUUGUGGAUUCCAGAUGCUAAUAAAGCACAAGCUGAGGGACGAGAGGAGGCUGGUGUUACAGAGGAGUCAGAAGAUGAUCAGUAUGACAGUUUGUCAGAAGAUAGUGACAAAUAAAUCCUCAGGGGGCAUCUGUAUGUAAUGUGCUCUGUUUUUAGUGCUUUUAUAGUUAAUGUCCUGGCGUUUGAAGUUUAAAGAGAGAAAAAAUUUAAAAAAAAGGAAAAAAAAUGUAACAUUUGGUUGUCAUAACUGUACCAUAUCCAAUAAGAGAAAAGCUAGGUCUAUAAACAACUGGUGUCCCAGAAAAAUUUAUUAAAGGACACUUGAGUCUCAGUUCAUGUUGAAUGAAAGAAAGGAGACCUGAGUGAAAAUAGCCUUUGUGCCUAUCAUCUACUGCUUGGAAAGUAGAAAACUUGUACGACGUAAACAAACAGAAACUGUAUCAUGAGGCUGUCUUGUCUUUAGCUAACCGAAGAAUUGGUGGCUAGAUGAUUCACCAAUCACCAGAUUGCAGCCACAUUAAUUUCAACGAACUGACAUGUUAUGGUUUUCCUAAAGCUUCUGGAAACCCUGUUAGAGCUCUGUUGAAAGACCAGGAAACCAGUUUGUGUAUUCUUAAAUGCCCCAGUGAUAAAUAAAGUUCUGAUUGUGCACAGCUAUUAAAAAA
Messenger RNA from Pocillopora damicornis (cauliflower coral), 1784 nucleotides. RefSeq names its product hsp90 co-chaperone Cdc37. Gene Ontology annotation, molecular function: protein kinase binding; heat shock protein binding; protein-folding chaperone binding. Gene Ontology annotation, biological process: protein folding; protein stabilization. The record is from RefSeq and is a predicted model, not a curated record. NCBI's taxonomy places the organism in Eukaryota, Metazoa, Cnidaria, Anthozoa, Scleractinia, Pocilloporidae. Gene Ontology annotation, cellular component: cytoplasm.